CUAAACACACUUAGCCCGACCUUGUCUCACUUGAAUAACAACAGUAAAGGACGCCUGACUGAACUACUCAGUUUUAAUGUGCGCGCUUUCCAUGAGAGUGUGCUGUGUAGUCGCUGUUAGGUUGGAAGCAUAGGUUCGACAUGGAGAACGGAACCGUUGCUGAUAUCGAGCUGGAGGAGGUUCGAGAUGAAACAGUACCACUCCAGAGAACUCGGGAGGCCAAGGAGAGGGCUGAAGCCAUCCUAGCUAACAUCCACAGUAUCGUCACUUAUGGCAUCGAUGAUAGGCCACCGUGGUACUCGACUGUCGUGCUUGCAUUUCAGCACUUUCUUACGGAGAUGAGCAGCCUGUUUACCUACCCGCUAAUUAUUGCUCCAGUAAUGUGUUUUCAGGGUGACUUGCUCACCAACGCCCAACUGAUCUCGACUGUCUUCGUCGUGUCCGGAAUUCAGACAUUCCUACAAGCCACUUUUGGAAGCAGACUUCCAAUCGUCCAAGGCCCAUCGUUCGCUUUUAUUCUGCCGGUCUUCUCUCUUAUGAACCUCCGAGAUGAAUGCCCAGCUGAUGUAGGAGCCUAUCCAGAAAAUACGACCAAUCUUACUGAAAUCCAAGAAGAAAGUCGGCUUGAAUUUAGAGAUAGAAUGCAAGAACUUCAAGGGGCAGUCCUCAUUGCGUCGCUCUACGAAAUGUUUGUCGGCUUUACCGGCAUAACCAGUCUUGUUUUGAAGUUCAUAGGACCACUCACCAUCGCACCUACUAUCGCUCUCAUCGGUAUGUCCCUGUUCAACGUGGCAUCUGCGAACGCCAGCCAACACUGGGGCAUUUCAGGAAUGACCGUUGUUCUCAUCGGGUUGUUUUCUCAGUACUUGGAUCGAUUUCCGGUCCCUUGCCCGGGUUAUACAAAGUCUAGAGGAGUCCGGCUUACCAGGUUCCCUUUGUUUAAGUUAUUCCCGGUUUUUUUAAGCAUAAUGAUAGCAUGGGUAGUCUGCUACAUUUUGACUGCAACGGAUGUAUUUCCCGAUGACGAGAAUGCCAUUGGAUACACUGCCAGGACGGACAUCAAGUCAGCGCAACUCCGGGAAACACCGUGGUUUUAUCUGCCUCUUCCAGGUCAAUGGGGCUUGCCUCGAGUAACCGCAGCCGGAGUUCUGGGAAUGAUAGCUGGUUGUACUGCGUCUAUCGUUGAAUCCAUCGGAGAUUACUUCGCCUGCGCCAAGCUAGCGGGUGCACCGCCUCCGCCCGACCACGCCAUUAACAGAGGCAUUGGAAUGGAAGGGGUCGGUGGCCUGCUGUCAGCCUGUUGGGGGACGGGUGUUGGAGCGACUUCGUACAGCCAGAAUAUCGGUGCAAUUGGUAUAACAAAGGUCGGUAGUCGCAUUGUAGUGCAGGUGAUGAGUGUGAUGGUCGUCGUCCUUGGUAUUUGGCUCAAGGCUGCUGCUUUCUUAGCUACCGUCCCAGCUCCCGUCAUCGGAGGAGUCAUGGUGGUAACAUUUGGUAUCGUGACUGCUGUUGGAAUCAGCAAUCUGCAGUAUGUGGACAUGAACUCGCCCAGAAACUUGUUUAUCUUUGGUGUAUCGCUCUACAUGGGGACUGCUGUUCCUUCUCACAUCAACAGUAACCGAGACCAAAUAAAUACAGGGUCUGAGAUAUUUGACGAAAUGCUGAUCAUAAUUCUUGGGACAAGCAUGUUCAUUGGCGGAGCAACUGGCUUUUUACUCGACAACACCAUACCAGGGACACCCGAAGAAAGGGGCCUGGUGCAGUUCAAACAGUUACAAGGAAUGGAAACGACCGACCCCAAAGGCACUUCGGAUGAAGCCUCAAGUCAGGAUGACAAAGCUCUUCAGAGGGAAAUCGCUGUAUACGUCAACAAAUGCUACGACUUUCCAUUUGGAAUGUCAUUGGUCAGGGGUGCGAGUUGGACCAGAUAUAUUCCAUUUUGUCCAACAUUUCGGGGUUUCAGUUUUCCUUGCAUCAAGUGCUUCUCGGAAAGGGAUAAGACUGUAUAAAAAGUUCUAGAUGAGCUUAACAUCGCUAGACUGUAGGGAUAUACUUUAUUCUGGCACUUCUGGCAAUGUAAACCCCUUUUGUUUUGUAAUUGGUAUAGACCUACAAA
This is a messenger RNA of Strongylocentrotus purpuratus (purple sea urchin), 2116 nucleotides long. RefSeq names its product solute carrier family 23 member 1-like. The record is from RefSeq and is a predicted model, not a curated record. The transcript has 12 exons. Bases 141 to 2009 code for a protein of 622 amino acids. Gene Ontology annotation, cellular component: membrane. NCBI's taxonomy places the organism in Eukaryota, Metazoa, Echinodermata, Echinoidea, Camarodonta, Strongylocentrotidae. Gene Ontology annotation, molecular function: transmembrane transporter activity. Gene Ontology annotation, biological process: transmembrane transport.